AUGGAUACACCAUUAACAUUCUCAACAAGAAACGUCAACCAAGAGGUUGAGAUGCACAACGAUCCUUUGGUGAUCACCCUUCCAAUUCACGGAUGGAACGUUACGAAGGUUCUUAUUGAUAGGGGAAGCUCGUUAAAUGUGUUGUUCUAUGGAUCGUACCUACGUAUGGGGUUAACAGCCGAGCAAAUGGAUUCAUCCACUUGCACAAUCUAUGGUUUCAAUGGAGCAGUUUCAAUACCAAGAGGAGAAAUUGUUUUACAGGUACAAGCAGGACCUUUGGUAACAAACACUAGAUUCUGUGUUGUGGAUGCACCUUCGCCAUACAACGUCAUUAUGGGACGGCUAUGGGUCCAUCGCUUACGAGGAACAGCUUUAACUUAUCAUCAUUAUCUCUGUUUCCCCACACCCAUGAGAGAAAUGGAAAUCAAAGGGGAUCAACAAGAUGCAAGGCUAUACAACUUGGCGGAGGUCAUAUUUAACGAAGAAAAAUUCGUUGCACGACAACACGAAAGGAAAAGACGAAAGAAAAUAUUAAGGAAGUGA
Papaver somniferum (opium poppy) is the source of this 543-nucleotide messenger RNA. RefSeq lists its product as uncharacterized. The record is from RefSeq and is a predicted model, not a curated record. NCBI's taxonomy places the organism in Eukaryota, Viridiplantae, Streptophyta, Magnoliopsida, Ranunculales, Papaveraceae. The transcript has a single exon. Bases 1 to 543 code for a protein of 180 amino acids.